Messenger RNA from Helianthus annuus (common sunflower), 1260 nucleotides. Its product is annotated as ATP-dependent DNA helicase PIF1-like. Bases 1 to 1260 code for a protein of 419 amino acids. Gene Ontology annotation, molecular function: DNA helicase activity. The record is from RefSeq and is a predicted model, not a curated record. Gene Ontology annotation, biological process: telomere maintenance; DNA repair. Lineage: Eukaryota; Viridiplantae; Streptophyta; Magnoliopsida; Asterales; Asteraceae. The transcript has a single exon.
AUGUCAAGAGGUAGAACGGCUCAUUCUAGAUUUCACAUCCCCAUAAAUUUAGAUGAGAGUUCUAUGUGUCACAUAAGGCUCGAUGGUGAUGUAGCUUAUCUGCUUAAACAAACUAGGUUGAUUAUAUGGGACGAAGCACCCAUGGUACAUAGACAUGCGUUUGAAGCUUUAGAUAGAACAUUAAAAGAUAUUUUUGUCGAUAAAAGCAAGUGUCAGUCGGAUGUUUUGUUUGGAGGUAAGGUUAUCGUUUUUGGUGGUGAUUUUAGACAAAUUCUUCCUGUUAUUCCAAACGGAAGUAGGCAAGAAAUUGUUAACGCUUCGUUGAGUUCAUCCUAUAUAUGGCCCCAUUGCAAGUUACUUACUUUGACCAAAAACAUGAGAUUGACUGUUGGUGUUUUACCAUCUACAGUCGAGUCGACAAAGAGAUUUGCCGAAUGGCUUCUUGAUAUUGGCGAGGGUAAAGUUGGAGGGGACAAUGAUGGUGUAGCAACUGUAGAAAUACCAUCUGAUUUGUUAAUCACAGAUUGUUUGGAUCCCAUCGAAAGUUUAAUUCAAUUUGUAUAUCCAUCUGUUCUUGAAAGAUAUAAGGAUCGAGAUUAUUUUUCUGAAAGGGCGAUUCUGACACCAAAAAACGAGGUGGUACAUGAAAUAAAUGAUCGACUACUAGAAUUGUUUCCUGGUGAACUAACAGAGUACCUGAGUUCUGAUAGUAUAUGUGCGACGGAGAAAGGUAUCGAUUCAUUCCAACAAGAGUUGUAUUCUCCUGAUGUCCUUAAUGGUUUAAAGAUAUCUGGUUUACCUAAUCAUCGUUUGGUUUUAAAACCUGGAGUUCCAAUUAUGCUUCUUAGGAACAUUGAUCAGCAAAAUGGUUUGUGUAAUGGUAUAAGGUUACAGGUUACAUUUCUUGGAAAGAGGGUUAUAGAAGCUGAAAUUAUAUCAGGUGCUAAUGUCGGAACCAGAACAUUCAUACCAAGAAUUAGCAUGAUUCCCUCCGACAAAAAAAUUCCUUUUGCUUUUCAAAGACGACAGUUUCCUGUUGCUGUGUGCUUUGCUAUGACGAUCAACAAGAGUCAAGGCCAAUCUUUAUCUAAGGUUGGAUUGUUUUUAAAAGAGCCCGUUUUUACACAUGGCCAGCUAUAUGUAGCAUUAUCAAGAGUUAAAUCAAGGGAAGGUGUGAAGAUGUUAAUUCUUGAUAAGGAUGGCAAACCUACCAACACAACAACUAAUGUGGUUUACAAAGAAGUGUUCACACACUUAUGA